Lycium barbarum (goji berry) is the source of this 1991-nucleotide messenger RNA. RefSeq lists its product as uncharacterized. The transcript has 9 exons. The coding region runs from base 415 to 1536 and encodes 373 amino acids. NCBI's taxonomy places the organism in Eukaryota, Viridiplantae, Streptophyta, Magnoliopsida, Solanales, Solanaceae. The record is from RefSeq and is a predicted model, not a curated record.
UAUAGUUUGGCGGUAAUAUUGCAGUUUCUCAUUAUUUAGUUUGCCAGCUACAGUAACAGCAACACCUUACUGAACAGAAAAGGACCAAUAAUCACCCAACAAAUAGAACAAAAGAAAAAGAAAAACAUUUUUUUCUCCUUCUUCUUAUUAUGGCCUUUACACCAUGCCUUCAAGGUUUUGCUGCAGAAUUAUCAACUUUAAUUUCAUUUAAUUUUCCUAGUUAAAUACUUUGUUACCGCUUCAAAAAAGUUUCUUUUUUUAUUAACCUUCUUGUCAUUUUAGUUGGUUGGCAAGCUCAAAUUUUGCAUCUUGUUUGCCACUGAGAAUUUCAGAUCUUGAAAGGGGUAAUGCAAAUCAUAGCCAUGGCAUAUUGGAGCUUCAAGGAGAUAUUUAUUGUGCUUGCAGUUAGCUAAAAUGAAGACCACACAGGAUCUACAAAAUACAACUGAGAAACAAUCUUCAACCCAGGUUUCUCACGAGGCCCAAAGUGACCAGCAGAACAAUACGACGGAUACCCCUGUAGCAGAUUCAGGUUCAGUUUCCGCAUCAGGCAAUGACAACCGGAAAGUUUCACGUGAAGAUAUUGAGCUAGUACAAAACUUGAUUGAACGUUGCUUACAAUUGUAUAUGAAUAAGGAUGAAGUGGUUAAAACACUUCUUAAUCGUGCAAGGAUAGAUCCUGGAUUUACAACCCUUGUUUGGCAAAAAUUGGAAGAGGAAAAUGCAGAUUUCUUUCGGGCCUACUAUAUUAGGCUUAAACUGAAGAAACAAAUCAUCUUAUUCAAUCAUUUGCUUGAGCACCAAUAUCAUCUAAUGAAAUAUCCUGUGCAUCCGAAGGUUCCAUUGACUCCGAUGCAGAACGGGAUAAAUACCAUGCCAGUCAACAACUUACCCAUGGGGUACCCCGUCCUACAACAACCUCCACAUCCAGGUGCAGUGCAACCUCAUUUUGAUCCGAUGGGCAUGUCCAAUUGUCAUGUGGUUAAUGGUGUUCCUGCACCAAGCAACUAUCAUCAUCCAAUGCGGAUGAAUUCUGGAAACGAUAUGGUGGUAGAAACGAGUGCAUCGGAUGUAACACCAGUUAUUCCACCGAGCAAUGCCAUGUCAUCUAUGUCCGAUAUGCCUGUAAGCCCUGCAUCAGUAGCUUCCAGUGGCCACUUCCCCUUCACCGCUUCGGAGAUUUCAGGGAUGGGAAUUGACACAUCAGCCCUUGACACUUCAUUCCCAUCUGAUGUAGCUAGUUCAGUAGGAUUGCAACUUCCGUCAGAUAACGGGGUUGGUAAUUCUAGAGAUUUGCUGAGAUCCUUGGAUCAGAUUCCUUGGGAUUUCAGUCUUGCGGAUCUAACAGCUGACUUGUCAAACUUGGGAGAUCUAGGAUCUCUAGGAAACUAUCCUGGUUCCCCAUUUUUGCCUUCCGAUUCAGAUAUUCUGCUUGAUUCUCCAGAACAAGAAGAUAUAGUUGAGGAAUUCUUUGUUGAUGUCGACGCCGCCCCAGGGCCUGCAGCAUGCCCUCAAUCAGAUGAAGAGAAGUCCUAGCUUCAGUUGAGACGUACACAUGCUUAAUUCUAUAGUCAAAAUAAGGAGUUUGGCGUAAAAUGAUGUUAAAACGAGAGAGACUCAUCAGCUGAGGAAAUUGUUUUACCUGUGUUAGGUAUGUCUAUGUAGUUAUUAACCUAACUUUGCUGGUGCCAAAGCCUGACCCUUCUACUUUACCGGAAGCUCUAAUGGAAGAAAUCGAAGAGGAAAAGUCACCUCGCUUUAUUCUUAUACUGAUCGAAUUGGACUAUUUUCUAUUCUAAUAGAUUUCACUUCCCUUGCUUGCACGACUUGCUCUUUGCUUAAAAGGUGGUGUAUCUAAGCUUUGAGUUAUUGUAAUCGGAUCUUUCUUUCAUUAGUAGAAAACAGGUCAUGAUUUGUUAAGUUCAUUCCUUUUGGUUAAGCUUGUAUCCUGGAUAUUGAACAAUAGCAAUCAGUAAAGGUUUGUCAACCAA